Messenger RNA from Cyprinodon variegatus (sheepshead minnow), 1234 nucleotides. It is a transcript of the gene admp, whose product is annotated as bone morphogenetic protein 2-like. Gene Ontology annotation, biological process: SMAD protein signal transduction. Gene Ontology annotation, cellular component: extracellular region. NCBI's taxonomy places the organism in Eukaryota, Metazoa, Chordata, Actinopteri, Cyprinodontiformes, Cyprinodontidae. The coding region runs from base 12 to 1166 and encodes 384 amino acids. The transcript has 5 exons. Gene Ontology annotation, molecular function: growth factor activity; cytokine activity. The record is from RefSeq and is a predicted model, not a curated record.
AACAGACCAACAUGUUGGGUUUUGCGCUCAUUUCUGCGUCUCUGCUGUGGGUCACAGCAUCCUGGCCUGCGCAUCAUUUCCCCUCAGAAAGAGAGUCAGACGAGGUCCGCUCAGCUGCCAUUAAAAGACUCCUGGAGGUAUUUGGGAUGGAUGACCCUCCUGCUGUCCAUGCGUACAAGCAGCCUCCUCAGUACAUGCUGGAUCUGUACAACACGGUGGCUGAUGUGGACGGUGUGACCAAGGAUCCCUACCUGCUGGAGGGGAAUACAGUGCGCAGCUUUUUUGACAAAUUGCACAGUGAACAGGUGGAGUUCAAGUUUAAUUUGUCUUCUGUGGCAAGAAGUGAGAAGGUCCUCACAGCAGAGCUGCAUCUCUUUAAGCUGAGACCCCAAUUAUACCUCACAUUCAGCAGACACCACUUCUGCCAGGUCAGCGUUUAUCAGAUUCUGGAUGGCAGCAAAACAAACAGCACACAGCCAAAGAAGUUGUUGUCUUCUCGACUCAUCCCAGUCCACUCAACCGGAUGGGAAGUAUUCACAGUCACACAAGCUGUCCGCUCAUGGAUGGCAGAUGAAAGCAGUAACUUGGGGCUCCAUGUGGUGGUCAGGACCCUGGGGGGAAGCCAGGCGGACCAGAAACUGAUCCGCUUUGCUUCAGGGCGCCACCAUCACCUGAGCAAACAGCCCAUGCUGGUUCUCUUCACCGAUGACGGCCGUCGCUCUGCUGCCCUCGAGAGCACAACUCCCCAUGAGGCGAUUGCCACGUCCCUCCUCCCUCAGACCCCUACAUCGAUCAAAUCUUCCCGUACCGCUCGCUCCCUGGACUACGGCGAGGAGGAAGGCCGCUCCAAGCCCUGCCAGCGCCUGCCUCUGUAUGUGGACUUCGAGGAGAUUGGCUGGUCGGGGUGGAUCGUGUCUCCCCGGGGCUACAAUGCUUAUCACUGCAAGGGGUCCUGCUCCUUCCCUUUGGGUCAGAACAUGAGGCCGACCAACCAUGCCACCGUCCAGUCCAUCAUCAAUGCCCUGAAGCUGAUCCGAGGCAUUGAGACGCCGUGCUGCGUGCCCGACAAGCUUUAUUCCAUCAACCUGCUGUACUUUGAUGACGAUGAGAACGUUGUUUUAAAGCAGUAUAAUGACAUGGUGGCUGGAAGCUGUGGCUGUCACUGAUGUCAUAAAGCCUCUUGUGUAGAGCGACACAGCUUCUGCCAGAUUUAAUUUUCACUCUUACCCAUCCU